Molecule: messenger RNA, 2028 nt
Organism: Rodentolepis nana
Lineage: Eukaryota; Metazoa; Platyhelminthes; Cestoda; Cyclophyllidea; Hymenolepididae
Source: the annotation of a GenBank genome assembly
GUGUUUUCAAUUGACGACAGUCUAUUGAGUUUCAUUCAUUUCAACCACCUUGCUGAUAAGGAUUCCAAUGGCAUAAAGAGCUUACUAGACUAUCAUCAGAGAUCCGAUGUGCAACAUCUGGUUAUAAUUGAGAAUUGGUGUCUGUCACUUCAAGACGCAAAACUGAAAGCCGGUGUACAUAGAAAAGAGAAAGUCGAGCAUAGUCUUGGUAUUCUGGUGGAAUGCUUAGCUCAUUUGGCUGGAAUCUGGAACCUGCCAGGAAUUCCAAGAUCGAUAGCCCUACCUAUCGAAAAUACGACUUUUUCCAUUGGACUGAUUUAUAAUCAUCUUGCAGCCUUGAUCUGCUUUGCGGAGAGUCAAGGAGGCUGUGUUGGUCACGUCCUACCAGAAUUUCUCAUGGCCUAUGAAGACUACAAAGAGUGGAUUCAGUGUGGACGUCCAGGUGGAUUAGAAGGAGAUUUCAAAUUGAACAUGCCUAAUGAAUCAAUAUCGGAGACUAAGGUUAUCACUCCAGUGAUCUUUUCACCCUCUGACCAUGGAGAAACAGUGUAUCGAUUCCCAGCGGCUACUCCUAUGGAUAAAAUUACAUUUGAAAGAGUUUCAAAAGUUGCUUGGACGUCUCUAUUUCUACAGUUACUGAAAGCUUUAGUGGUCGGUCAAGGAGCAGAAGCAAGGCUCCUCCAGUGGGUCAAUAAAUCCGUGAAGAGUAGUUGGACACGAUUAUGUGAAGUCAAUAAGCAGACAGAGAAACCUAUGCAAUAUGCGCUUCAUCCUCCAAAGGUGACAAAUUUCGGGGAGGAUUUUGCAAGUGGACUCGCUCUCGUCACAGUUAUUGCCAAUUACGCGCCCUUUUUAAUCGACGAACUUUUCCUUCAACUGAAUCUAAACCCUCAAAGUCAAGAACACAAAUUUCACAAUGCUGUACAAAUUGUAAAAUCUUUUCGCAUUCUUCAAGUGGAUGUGUCUAUUACUGCAGAGGAGAUCUGUAAUCCGAAUGAAGUUCAAAUGAUCCUGGUAUUGUCUAACCUCUAUCGAACGCUUCCCGACUAUCAAAUUCAGUCUGAAAUCAAACUGACAGGAAAACUCAAUGCCUAUGUACUGGAAUAUUUAACACUUUCCAAUCCAACUAAUCGGAAGUUGACGUAUAGUUGUUUUUAUGUUGGAAAAGAUGCCAAGAGCUUCUACUUUAAUAAGGAAUCAAAUAAGAAACAAACGUAUGAAAUGGAGUUAUUGGCGAAUGGGCGGUCAACUUUGGAAAUAGGAUAUUUAGUUCAAAAGGCUUGUGAAACAGAAGCUUGGCUCAUUAUGGUGUCCAAGAUGGAUGCUCAAGCUACAAAGGGUCUAAGAAUGACUUUUCGACUGAUCGGCAGGGCUGCAGAAAUUCACUCUGAGGAAGUUUUCACUUUCAAAACAUUCUGCUAUCAACCUGUCGUUAAAGUUCUCCAAAUAUGCAACCCCUUCAAGAACGAAGGCGUAUUUAGUGUUCGCGUUAUGGAAUCAAGUCCAUGCUCAAAUCGGCUACGAGGAUUCACUUGCCACACGAAGGAAGCCAAGUUCUCCCAAAGUAGUCAGACCAGCUUGGAGGUUGCUUUUCAUCCCUUCAGUGUUGACAACUAUUCUGGAAGGUUGAUAUUCUCAAAGGAAAACAGGGAUGAAUUCUCAGUCGAACUUCAAGGACAUUCUCGUUACCCAAAUUUAGAAGAUUUACCAAAUAUUGAGACAUACAGAUUGGCGCUUCCUAUUGAAAAUGAUCGACACCUGACUCUUCAGUUGCCAUUGAAGAACAACUUAAGAUGUGAAGCAAUAAAAUGGGUAGCAAAUUAUUGCAUUUCAUCAGUAGAAUCCGGAAAAGAAGAUGCCAUUGAAAGCAGAUCGGAAGUUGCAUCCAAGUUCUUAAUGUUAAAUCAAUUUGAACAACUUUCAUUUAGAAAAAGAAUACGCUUUGACGUGAGAUGCGAUUCAGAACAAUUCCGAGCUCCGAGUUACAUUGAUGUUGAUUUCAAGAAAGAAGAGGGUACGUAUUCGUAA